CUUCGCUCACUUUAUUUUUAAUAGAAAAACUUGUUAACCUCAAUAAAAUGACAAAAUUAACAUAAUUUAGUUUUUAUUACUUAAAGAAUAAAGAGCAAUGGAUGAAAAACCAUUAGAUAACUUGCUAAUAAAAUUAGGAAAAUGGGGCAAAUUUCAACUGGUUUAUUAUUUAUGUUUAUGUCUUGCUGUUAUGUACACAGUAUGCCAAAUGAGUUAUAUUUUUACUGCGAGAGAUAUAAAAUACAGGUGUUUUAUUUCGGAGUGCGAGAAACCAUCAAAUACAUUUAAUCCUGACUGGUUAAAGGAUUAUGUUCCCUUCAAAAAUGGGUUACCAAACAAAUGUCUUUAUUAUGAAAGAAUUAAUGAAACGUGCUUUUCUCCUCUUGCCAAUCAAAAUUCAACAAAAACAUGUAAUAAUUUUAUCUACGAAAGAUCAGAAACAACAAUUGUACAUGAUUUCAAUAUACACUGUGAUAAUAACUUAUGGAAACUAACAAUCGUCGGAACGAUCAACGUUAUUGGUGAAUUAAUAUGUCUGUCAUACUCAGGAUUUAUAUCAGACAGAUUUGGUAAAUCCAGAGUAAUGACCAUCAGUAUGCUCAUGAGUUCCUGUAUUGGUAUGAUUAAAUCAUUUUCUACGAGUUACACAUUUUUUAUUUCAUUGGAGUUUUUGGAAACAGCAUUUUGUUCUGUUACUUAUGGAGCUGCAUUUAUAUUAGCAAUGGAGGUAGUACCAAGUAACCAAAGAAACAUCGGCAACAUUGCAAUAAGUUGCAUAUUCACAUUGGGUCAAAUCCUUUUGGGUGUUGUAGCAUCUGUAACGCCGAACUGGAGAAUACUUCUUAGGUGUAUGUACUUACCUGGGCUGCUAUCAGUUUCAUUUUUCUGGCUUAUACCGGAAUCAUUGAUGUGGCUGAUACAUCAGGGGAAACAUGAAGAAGCCAAAAAAAUUAUACUAAAAAUUGCAAGAACAAACAAUACAGAAUCUAAUGUGGAUGAGGAAUCCAUAAAUAAUAUUAUAAUGAAACUCAAUACCAAUACCGACGAAGCCGACAAGGAGAAGGAGACGUUUUUGACAGCAAUCCAAAACAAAACAUUACUUUUGCGCACAAUUACUUGCUCGUACAUGUGGAUUUGCUGCGUUUUUAUUUACUACGGGCUCACGAUUCACUCUGUGGGAAUCACAGACAAUAUUUACUUAAGCUAUAUCUUCACCGUCUCCAUUGAGAUACCUGGAUUUGCUGUAUACUAUUUGAUAGAUGACAAAAUUGGACGAAGAAAAGUUAUGCUUGUUACGUUGGUUUUAAGCGGGGUAUUUUGUUUUGUUGACGAGUAUAUUCCCGAGGAAUACUUCUGGUGCAAAUUGAUUGGAUUUUUGAUGGGAAAAUGUUUUAUAACUAUAGCCUUUGCAGUUUUGUAUGUCUAUACCACCGAAAUAUUUCCUACAUGUGCAAGACAUUCUAUGUUUUCUUUAUGUUCGAUGUUUGGAAGGAUUGGUUCGAUACUAGCGCCACAGGUGCCCUUACUGGCUAGGAUAUCAAAAUCACUGCCACUAUUUAUUUUCGCUAUACUGGCCGGAACUUCAGGAGUCUUAUCAUUGUAUUUACCGGAAACUCUCAACACUAAGCUUCCAGAAACAGUUGAAGAAGCCGUGAAUAUUGGAAAAACAAAAGAUUUAAAUUUCUCCUCAUGUAAUACUGUACUGUUGGAUCAAAUUAAAGCAUGAAUAUUAUUAUUUUUACUUACCAACGAUUUAAUCCAGAGUAAAUGGUAGGAUGGGGGGUAAGGUGAUUGAAAGCCAAAAUAAAUAAAACAGAUUAUAUUUGUAAGUGUUGUAUUGUGAGGUUGUUGCAAGAGUUUCGCCAUUUCGGCGUCACCUUACAAAAAAGAUUACAAAUUGAAAUUAACCAAACAACCAAAAUUGACCAAGAAGACACACACAACUACUGACAAAUGAGCUGUAAAAAUACACUUACACAGUCGGAAACGGACUGAGUUAAAAUAUCUGCAGUUCAAUAAUGUUUUUUUAUUAUUUAUUUAAUUACUUGAUACAUUAAACCGUUCAUUCUGACACCAAUACAGAAAUAACAUUCAUCCAUAAACAAGUUAAUAAGAAAACGAACUUUAUGCAGCAGCCACUUGUUUAAAAUACAUCAUCGAAGGAUGUAACUUAUUUUUUAAGUACAUACAUUUAUGUAUGUUUUUAAUUAAAAUUUAUCUUCACUAUACAAAAUUGAUCCUAAUGCAGGGUUACAUUUCCUGACAUAAGUGAUUCACUAUUGCAAACAAUCGUUUUGGUAAAACUGGAGGUGACUUUCCCAAUGAGUCGAUACUUUACUUAAUCCUUAGGAACAAAAAGCUUUAUUAUUAAUAGGAAUUACAUGGAUACAUAAUCAAAAUAAAUACAAGAUAUUUUAAGUAUCAAGCCAAGAAGAAAGCGUCCAACUUUACAAACACCUUUGUUUUUUAAUGCUUCUAAAUAUGAUAUUUUAAACUCCAUCAAAAGGUUGCGGAAUCAAAAAUGUAUGUAAGAUUUCAUAAAAUUUAAAAUUUAAACAUAUCACUUUUGACCAUAACCUUUGCGGUUUUUCUUUUUCACAAACAACAUAUAAGUUAAAAUAUUAAUUAAAAAAUCUCAUACUUCAACCUCCCAAUAAAAUACAUUAUAUUUACAAUUCGGUUGAUUUCAUCAACCAAACAUGAAAUGGAGUAGUUAUUUUUUUAAUGCAGUUUAAAAACGAAGAUUUUUCAGCUUUGUAAUAUACACUGCGCGUCAAAAUUAACGCAUAACAAGUAAAAAAAAUCCAACUCUAAAACGCCUUUUUGGAUAAAAAUUCUUUAACUUAUAUCUCUGUUCACUGUUCAAUAAUAAAAAACGCUCGAAAAAAAACUUUUAUAGGGAAUUUAAGUAAGUAAAAAAUAUGCUGUGAAAGACCGUAUUUUUGUUAGUAUACCCUGUUGUAGAAAUCAAACGAACAGUAAAGAUAAUACAGCGCUUUAAAGUCGUCAAAAAUGACCACUUUUCAGAAAAAUAAUCAAAAAGGGGUCAUUUUUACCGACUUUGAAGCGCUGUAUCUUCGUUACUGUUCCUUUGAUUUGUAAAAGAUUUUCAGGGUAUACUAACAAAAAUACGGUCUAUAACAGCAUACUUUUAUUUACUUAAAAAAAAAUUCCCUUUAAGUUGAAGUAUGUUUACACACAAUUUCAUAAAUAUUGGUAAAGGCGUUUUAGAGAGGAAUUUUUUACUUAUUAUGCGUUAAUUUCAACAAAUAGAAAGCUGAACAUCUUGUGAACCAUAAAUGCAAUGAAAACUAAGAAGUAUGCGUUAAAGAAUUUAACCACCCCAUCUGACUACACACUGAUGUUAAAAUACUGAACUAAAACAACUUUUGCAGUACCUAUGUACACAUAAAAAUUUUCGUUAAAUAAAAAAUUGGGGUUGGCAUGAGAUUUUAACAAGGUUCCCGGACCGUUUAUAUUAAACUCCGUUUUUUUGGCCAAUGAGAUAAAAUAAUGGUGCCAGAAUAUAAAACAUAAAAAGAGCUGUGAUGUUACUUCUGCUAACUGUACAAAUGAGCUGCCUUUUUUUUUUCAUCGAGAACCAUAAACAUUCGCUCUAUAGAGGUACCUAUGGUAGAGGUUCCACAAUUUCGUUUUCAGAUUGCACGGGAACGAUGCAACAAUGCGGACGGUCGCGAGCUUGUUGUGCCAACACUAACGCUUGUUUUUUUUCUACUACGUUGCACUAUUUUAUUGCAACCAAUUGUAUGGUCCCUUUAGUGAUUGCAUGACAACCUACGUGACCAAAAGUUUCCUUGUUUUAUCUCACUCCUUUAAAAUGUCGCACUAGGCCGCACGCAGAAAGCAUAGGAAGUUUUGAGGCACCUGGCAACACUGUUUAGUUUUAAGUUUACUUAGGUCAAGUAAAACCGUCGCAUGUUUUUGACAGUUCUGAUAUUUCUUCGUUAAACUUGGAUUAAUAAAGCCAAAAGCUUCUAGAUUUAUAAUUUUGGAUGUUUGUAAAAAGUCGGUAAUUCUCACAAAAAUGCCUUUUUGAACUGCAAAAGUGAUUUUUUGGACUAAGUUAAACUCUUAAUCCGACCCAUAUGAAAUAAGUUUUUAUUUUAUAUAUAACACGCAAGUUUUUAUAACUUUGGUAAUAACUGAUAAAAAAAAUAAUUUACCAGAUGUAUGAAAGAGUGCAUUGGAAAAUUUUGUAUGCACUUUCCUGCUAUUUAGCCUAGUCAAAUGAUAGUUUAACUUGGAUAAAAAUCCCAGGUAGGAUAACGGAAAAACUGUGAAAUUUUCAGAAAAAUUGUCUUUUGCAUUUUUCAUUUUAUUCAAAAGGUAAUGCAAAAGUAAUUUUUUUUUAAUUUUCCAAAUUAUUUCGAAAAAAGUGAAUUUCCGACACUGAAUAUAAUCAAAUAAUAUUAGGAUAAACAUAAUAAUUAUUCCUUUUAUUUUAAUUCAGUAAGAUUCUAUUUUUUCUACCGGGCCGCAAAAAGAACAUAUUUGGUGUAUACUUAACAGAACUUUAAUUUUAUUUGAGACUUACACGAUUUAUAAAAUUAUAAUUUUGUAAUUUUAACUUUAAUUCAUUAUUUUGUAUUUGGAUAUUUUUAUUGGACUUCUUUUUGCAAAACGUUUACUUUUAUUUUCUUAAAUCAAUUUAAUUUAGGUUUUUUCUGUAAUAAAGGAUAUUUUUAAUAAUGUUAAGAUGUUGUUUUUUUUUUAAGAUGUGUAUAUUUUCAACAAAAAAAAUCAAUGUUUCCCAAAAAAGCCAAAUUUUCCAAGGCCUUCAAAAAAAACGAAAAAAACGGAUUUUAUUUUUACAAAAUUUGACGUAAAAUCAAUUGUUUGCGAUAUAAUAAAGAAAACCUUUGACCUCUGAUAUUUGGCAACGCUUGGGACUUUUGAGACAUUAAUACUGGCGCCCACAUAAAAAAUCUUACCUAAAUAAAACUUGACUGGGCUAAAUGGCAAAGUUUCCGAUGGUCUAGAUGUAAGAAAAUAUCUUUCCAAGUGUUUUUCCAAUGCAUCAAUACAUCAAUGGAUUUGUGGCCAAUUUUAUUAAAUUUUUUGAUCAAUUAUUACCACUUAUAAAAAUUCAAAAAUGACCUUUAUAAGGACCGCCCUAAUAAAAACAUUUUUACGAAAAAAUAGUAUAAAAAUUACCCAAAAUGUUAUAAAAUUAAUAUUUUUCAAAAAAAAGUAAUUUUGCAAUAAAACGUUGAUAACAAGAUUGUAAGAUGUUGUAAUUAAAGUUUUAUUGCAAAAAUGAGUUUUAAAGCCCAAAAAAAUUUUUUUUUUAAACAUCAAUUUUAUAAAAUAAAAGUAUCACUUUUUAAUUUAAAAUUAAUCGUAAAAUUGUGUUUAUCGCAAUAAAAAUCGACUAUUUCCCAAAAUUUAGAACUUAAUAAAUAUUUAGUGUUCCCAGACUUUUUUUUUUUCAUAGAAAUAAAAAACUGCAUUUUUACUUCCUUUGUCAAUCCUAAGUGAACUUUUGUGUUAAACUUAACCUAAAAACGUGUAAGAUGUCCCAAACAUAUUUUGUUUGUACAAAUCGUUACUAUCCUUUGGUGCCUACGGCCGUUAAUAAUAUUAAAUAUAAUAAUAAUAAUAAUGAUAAUUUGUCACUGGUUUCAUUUUUGCACUUAAACGAAAGAAUACUGACUUGGAGAGAGAUAUGGCACCGUCAUUUUUAGGUUACUUCUAUUGAUAAAUUAAAACUAGAUUCCUUUUAUGUGAAUUGUACGUUUCCCGAAAUUUGCGACUUCACUUUCUGUAGAAAAUGAUCUCCAUAGAAAAUCGAUUUAUUACUUUCUAUAGAGAUCAUUUUUUAUAGAAACUAGUCGCAAAAUUCAAGCUUUUGUAACUUUUCUCAAGCUGUCUAUAAAAGGGGAAAUCUUGUUUUGAUUUUUCCUCAGUUUCGUGCCCUAAAUGUCCAAAAUGAAUGGGCCAUGGUCUAAGAGAGGGAGAGAGAGAGGGUUAGAUGAAGAGACAGAAAGAGAUUCUAGGUUUAUAAAUUAACUAUCAUCACUGGUUCACUGCUGGUGAUUUUUUGUCGGAGUCCUGGUUGGAGGGCGUGUUGGCUUGCGAGGGGCCGCCCCUGUCGCCGCCUCCCCACGAGUUCGAGCCCGCCAUCGGCGAGUCGGCGUGGAAGCCGUGGUUGUCGUGGUCCAGCGAGUUUGCCGCGUCGUACUGCGUGUUUUCCAAUCGGGUGAUCAGCCGUUCGUCUUCGUCGCCGAAUUCGCCGCCCAUCAGCGACGGCUCACCCACCACCAUCACGUCCUGCGG
Molecule: messenger RNA, 6297 nt
Organism: Brassicogethes aeneus
Lineage: Eukaryota; Metazoa; Arthropoda; Insecta; Coleoptera; Nitidulidae
Source: the annotation of a GenBank genome assembly